AUGGCCUCGGUGGCCACCAACAGUACUGCCGACGCAGUGGACACCAAGAAGAAGCAACCCCCCCCCCCGCCUACCUAUAAUUUCAGCUUUGCACCAUUCCUUCGAGCAAACGGUCUGGCUGCUCUAGUCUCUACCGUACCUGUUUGUCCCGAUUUCGCCUCAAGCGGUCACUGUCCACGCGGUCGACGAUGUCCCGAUCGUCACCCUACCCCCGCUCAGCAAUCUCAACACCACUAUGGUCGCAACAAUGACAACUAUGUUUGCAAACAUUGGCUCAAGGGCCUCUGUAAGAAAGGGGAUGCGUGCGACUAUCUUCAUGAGUACAACCUGCGAAAGAUGAGUGAAUGCCAAUUUUUCAAUCAGAACGGAUACUGCCAGAAUGGCGACGAGUGUCUAUAUGUCCAUGUUAAGGAAGAUUCCAAAUUACCCAUGUGCGAAGACUACAACAAGGGGUUCUGUGAGAAAGGACCAAGAUGUUCCAAGAGACAUGUCAGGAGAAAGUUGUGUGAAUUCUAUCUGGCAGGGUUCUGCCCGGAUGGUAAGGAGUGCAAACAUGGUGUCCACCUCAAGAGUGUUACUGCUGCUCCUGCGGGAGAAAAAGAUGGUGAUGCCCAAAGACGAGAGAGAACCACCGAAUUGGAGAAGAAGGAAGAAGAGACACGGAAAGAUUUUGGAUGGAAAGGUCGAGGUGGCAAGGGAGGGAGAUGGAGAAAUAAACGUGACCGGAGGUGA
Messenger RNA from Rhinocladiella mackenziei CBS 650.93, 732 nucleotides. RefSeq lists its product as uncharacterized. The record is from RefSeq and is a predicted model, not a curated record. The transcript has a single exon. Bases 1 to 732 code for a protein of 243 amino acids. Gene Ontology annotation, molecular function: RNA binding; metal ion binding. NCBI's taxonomy places the organism in Eukaryota, Fungi, Ascomycota, Eurotiomycetes, Chaetothyriales, Herpotrichiellaceae.